AUGAAGAUCACCACUGCUCUUUCGGCACUUGCCAUGAUUCCUGCGGUCCUUGCGGCUCCUCCAUCUGGCAAAUCUGGUACUUGCCGUGUCGCGAAGCCCAAGCCUGGCCCAUCAAAGCCAGAUAUGAAGCAGUUCCCGUUUUGCUUUACUUCCACGUACCAGAUCAUCGCUACCCCCGAUCAGGUCGUCAAUGCCAACAACACCGCGACUCCUGGCCAGCCCGGCGCCGUUGGUUAUUACAACUAUGGAAUUCAGUCCGACAUGGAUCUCAUCUGCUGGCACAUCACCCUGAAGGGCGUCACUGGCCCGUAUCAAUCUCCCGCUAAGACAGCCACCCACAUCCACCAAGCCAACGUUGGCCGCAGCGGCCCACCUCGCAUCGCCUUCCCCAACCCCGAGCCAGCUGGCUCAGGUCCUGAGACCGACAAGAUUUCUUCGGGUUGUAUGACGGGCCCAUUCACAACCGGUGUUCUUGCCAACGGCACCGACACGGGAACUGGGUUCACCCUCAAGCAGAUCGAAGCAAACCCGUCCAACUUCUUUACCGAUGCCCACACUACAAGCUUUGUUGCUGGUGUCGUUCGUGGUCAGCUUGACCAAUAG
Messenger RNA from Cyphellophora attinorum, 603 nucleotides. RefSeq lists its product as uncharacterized. The transcript has 3 exons. The coding region runs from base 1 to 603 and encodes 200 amino acids. The record is from RefSeq and is a predicted model, not a curated record. NCBI's taxonomy places the organism in Eukaryota, Fungi, Ascomycota, Eurotiomycetes, Chaetothyriales, Cyphellophoraceae.